AUGGGCUGCCAUCACAUUUAUGAAAUAUCACAAAUGGAUGAUUAUUUGGCAGCGAACUUGGCGGAAAGUUGGACCGUGACGAUGAAAGGCCGACAUUUUUCAAGUGUCGCGUGUGACUAUGCAAUUGAGUCCACUCAGAACAAGGACUUUAAAGGUCCGGCUGGUCUCAGUGGGCACAUGGAUGCCGAUCUUCGUUUGGCAUGGUGUCUCUCUUCCUCUUGGUGCGCGCAAGUUUUGACUGUGGUCAACGAGUUAGCCAACGUGAAACAUACAAAUGAUCCACAUGUUCAAGCCACUGUCUCUAAAAUAAUAACUGACAAUAACGAUUUACUCAAAUUGAUCAAUCUAUUGAAAACUGACAACCCAUUUCGAUCGACAAGUACAGAUUUUCAUAAAUUGCUGAGUGGAGCCAAAUUGCCGUUUGAGAUUGUCGAAGAAUUGUGUGGUGCCUCAGCAAAAUUUGUCACGACAGCGAACAACUUCAUCAAAGAACACUUAAUUGAGAAAAGAACGUCAAUAUUCACCACCAUCAAUAAAGGAAAUGUUCGACUAUUGACGAUGACGCUUGCUCCCGAAAAACCACUAACAAACGCAAGCAACAUGCAAAAACAAUUCAGAGCGUUAAUGUAUUGCUCGUUAUUUCGUCCAACUAUCAAAUUAGAAACAUAA
This is a messenger RNA of Didymodactylos carnosus, 669 nucleotides long. The record is from the annotation of a GenBank genome assembly. Lineage: Eukaryota; Metazoa; Rotifera; Eurotatoria; Philodinida; Philodinidae.